UUUCAAAUAACCCAUACGAAGCGGUGCGCGUACUUUGGGGCCGUCGAGGAAGACGGGCGCAACCCUUUCCGAAUGGAACAACCGGAGUCAUCCGUGUAGUCUUAUUUUGAAAGGCAGGAGCGUGCCUUCCAAGCGCGCUCCCGUGGGAGUUGGCACAGCGUGCCCGAGCGCGCGCGCCGAGUCGCUCGAGUCUCGUUUGGACUUUUGGACGACGACAUGAAGACAAACGAAUAACGAGCAGCGGCAGCGGGAUCGGCGGCAGCGGCGAGCAUCCUCAUUGGCUGGAGGAGGACCAGUGGGCGGGGCUUCUCAAGAGCACUAAACCGGGCUCUUCUUGACCAGCAGAAUCAACAUGAGGCUCAGGUGCUUCCUGAUGCUCCUGACCAGCACCACUGUUCUUGGGGGCGACGACACGGAGCUUUGCGCCGGGCGAGACUGUUCCGCCUGUCGAUGCUUUCCGGCGAAGGGAGCGAGGGGCUCUCCGGGGUCUCUUGGGCGGCAGGGUUCUCAGGGACCCCCAGGCUUCCCAGGCCCUCAGGGUCCUCCAGGAGAGAAAGGCAAGCGAGGGACUGAAGGCCCAGCAGGACGUCAGGGGCCAAAGGGAGACGCGGGAGCUGUGGGCGUUCCCGGAUUUCCUGGUUUAGAGGGAGUCCCGGGUCACCCGGGCCCAGCCGGCGGUCCCGGUUUUCCAGGUGUGGACGGGUGUAACGGGACGAGAGGAAGCCCGGGAAAGUCCGGACAGCCUGGAGAACAAGGGCCUCGUGGUGACGUGGGUUUUCAAGGAGCAAAGGGAUUUCCAGGGGAGCCAGCGCUCUUCUUCCUCCAGUACCCCGGAGUGCCCGGUGUCGCCGGCCUCGGGGGACUUCCUGGUCUGCCGGGUGGACCGGGUCCCAGAGGUUCGAGAGGAUUAGCGGGUCCGAUUGGUCCUGAUGGAUUCAAUGGUAUCCCUGGCCUGCCAGGUUCCAGAGGUCCCCCUGGCGAACGAGGUAGAUCGGUGCCGGGACCGCAAGGAGAUGAGGGGGAGCAAGGCUUACAGGGGCCUCCGGGGCCAUUUGAGUAUGUGGACCCCCCAGAGGAUUUCUACAUCAAAGGAGAGCAGGGUCCGGCGGGGCCUAAAGGGCGUUGUGGAGCUCAAGGCCUGCCAGGUCUGGAUGCCCUUCCUGGUGUCAAGGGAGAAAAAGGGAUUGUGGGACUUCCUGGACCCAGGGGACUCCCAGGACGCUUGGGUCUACCCGGUUACAAAGGAGCCAAGGGCGCUGUAGGAAGUUCUGGUCUUCCAGGUCUGAUCGGACAAGAAGGUCCAAAGGGCAUGAUGGGAGAUCCUGGUUUCAAAGGCCUCCCGCAGGAAAUUGUCAUCACACUUCCGGGUGACGCUGGAGAUCCAGGGACUCCAGGACCGACGGGACCUCCAGGAGAUCGUGGAUUCAUGGGAGCACACGGGCCCCGAGGAUCCCCUGGUCGAUCCAUACCGGGACUGGCAGGUGUGCUGGGAGCAAGGGGGACUCCAGGAUGCAGAGGUGACAAAGGAGAUCCGGGUCAAGUUUUCACAGAUCAAGAAGCAUUUCCUGGGGAAACUGGAAUACCGGGAAGAGCAGGACCCAGAGGAGCAAAAGGACAACCAGGGAGGCCAGGCUAUUACUGCCUUCCUGGAGUGCCAGGAGAACCUGGAGAACUCGGUGAACAAGGGCCCUCUGGGGCACCGGGUGAUCAUGGAUUCAAAGGUCGACAAGGUGAAUGCUCCUGCGGUCCUCCAAUUGUGGUGAGGGGACCCCCAGGACCAGUGGGGAAGCCCGGUUUGGUGGGGUAUCCAGGGUCCCCAGGAGCCCAAGGACCAAGAGGGGAGAACGGCUGCGCGGGAGACACAGGUGUUUCUGGCCAGCCGGGCCUGGGUGGCUUACCUGGUAUCAAAGGGUUCAAAGGUCAAAAGGGAGACUUCAUUGUGGUGGAAAUCAAAGGCGAGAAGGGCGAAAGAGGGGAGUUGGGUCUUGCGGGUAGACAAGGUUUCCCUGGAAGAGGAGGACAGGAUGGACUCCCAGGACUCCCUGGAAUCCCUGGACCUCAGGGAGAAAGUUACUCCGCUUCUCCGGGGGACCAAGGCCUUCCGGGUCUUCCUGGCCCCAAAGGACUAACCGGACAAACUGGCCCCCAGGGAUCAGGCAUAGUUGGAGCAAUUGGAAAGCGGGGGGACCCAGGAGCCCCAGGAUUUCCAGGUUUCUCUGGCUUCCCUGGCCUGAAAGGUGUUCAAGGCGAAACACUUCCUUGUAUACCCAGAAACCCUGGACCCCGAGGACAGAAAGGGGAGGCAGGAGAAACAGGCCCGAGAGGGCUUCCUGGUCCUCGUGGUUUCAGCGGAUUCACAGGACCUGAUGGACCUAAAGGAGAAACAGGACAGUCUGGACCUGCUGGACCACCUGGACUAGCAGGACCAAGAGGUUUUAUUGGAGAUACCGGAGUUGAAGGACUUGAAGGAUUCAGUUUUACUGGAGAGCCAGGCUCGCCAGGUGCACCAGGCACUCCUGGACUUAGAGGACAAGCUGGAGAUUCUUAUGUGGGGACCUCAGGACCCAUUGGCUUUCCAGGGCUAGCUGGCUCUCCUGGACCUAAAGGAGUCCCAGGUCAACCUGGUAACCAAGGUCUCCAAGGGGUCCCAGGUCUACCUGGGGUUCCAGGACCAAAGGGCCAGAGAGGACAGGAUGCUGCACCGGGCAGCAUUGGUCCCCCUGGCCCUAUCGCUGAUCUGUGCAAAAGAGGAAAACCUGGUCCCGCAGGUCCUUCUGGUCCACAAGGAGCUAGUGGUCCCCAGGGAUGUUUUGGGGAGAAAGGUGACGUGGGUGAACCGGGAUCUCCAGGCUAUGGACCCCCUGGCCCUGUGGGCAAACCAGGGUCUCCUGGCUUUCCUGGCUAUCCGGGGCUUCCGGGCACCCCUGGUUCAAGUGGAGACUCUGGAUUUGCAGGUUGGGAUGGACGGAAAGGUCUGAUGGGACCCCUUGGUAAGAACGGUGUCCCAGGAGUGCGAGGAUUGAUUGGGUUCCCAGGAUACCCAGGGAGGCCAGGAGAGAGAGGACCUCGUGGACAAGAUGGCAGGCCAGGAUGUCAAGGUCCCAAAGGAGAGCAGGGAUGUAAAGGCUACCCAGGACCGCCUGGCAAGACACUGGGUGUCCCAAUCAAAGGUGCGAGGGGCAAACCUGGUCCCCCUGGUGUCAACGGUUUCCCCGGUGCACGAGGAAAUAAGGGUGCACAAGGUCUUGUGGGCAAGCCUGGGUACCCAGGCAUCAACAUGCCCUCGGGUAUCAGCGGGCCCCCAGGUCCACCAGGGAAUACGGGCAAACCAGGGAUUUCCGGAAGGCCUGGUCAUCCUGGACCGUCCGGUUUCCUUGGCUUACCUGGAGAAACAGGAGACACAGGUGACCCAGGAUCCCCUGGAAGGCCCGGUGAACACGGUCGACAAGGACGUCUCGGAUCCAAAGGUGAUCAAGGAGAGUCUCGCAGUCGACCUGGUUUACCUGGAGACAAGGGGCCUUCUGGAGACGCUGGGCCUCAAGGUGCUUCUGGACCUCAAGGUGAACCUGGAGCGCUUGGUUUCAUUGGCGAGCCAGGCCAGAGAGGCUCCAAAGGGGAUCUGGGACAGCCUGGGGAGCAAGGACCACCAGGUGUGAUUGGGCCCCCAGGCCCCAGAGGUCGGCCAGGGGUUCCGGGUCUUCCUGGCAAUACGGGUGCUGACGGUCCCGCUGGACCGCAGGGCAUCUUUGGACUCCAAGGUCCUCCUGGACCGCUGGGACGUCAUGGCCUCGACGGACUAAAGGGGGUGAAAGGAGACAUUGGCACCAGAGGUCUCGGUAUUCCAGGUUCUCAAGGUUCUCAAGGUCUUCUGGGAGAUAAAGGCCCUUCCGGUCCUCCAGGUCACCCAGGUUCAUCGCAGCCUGGACCUCCAGGACCUAAAGGCCCUUCAGGAGCUCGAGGGCCACAAGGACAAAUUGGGCCAUUGGGUGAAUCUGGACCUGCCUGUAAAAAUCCUCCCUCGGGUAUUUCGGGAGAUCCUGGAGACCCUGGACCAGAUGGAGAGUCAGGUUUCCCCGGCGACAUGGGGGAUUCGGGUCCUAACCCUCCAGUUCCUGGUGAUGAUGGGGACAGCGGAGACAACGGAUGCCCUGGCCUAAAGGGAGACAAAGGACUUCCAGGGCCCAGAGGACAAGCAGGCACAAGUGGAAAUCAAGGGUUAAAAGGUGAGCGAGGUACUCCAGGUCUGAUGGGGAUACCUGGAAAUCCGGGCUCAAGAGGUUUGCCGGGACCAACCGGACCUCUCGGGUCUCAGGGCUGUACGGGUCAGGCGGGUCCAAAGGGAGAGAUGGGCAGAGUUUUUCCCUGCUCCACUUACCCUUCACCCCCACAGGGCCCUCCGGGACCCCCUGGGCUACCUGGUCUACUGGGAAAUAUAGGUUUUCAGGGAGACGAUGGAUUUGAGGGACUCAAAGGUAAGAAAGGGGAUGCCGGGUGCAUUGGGCCCCGAGGCCCUCUGGGGCCACCGGGGCCUGUUGGGGAGCCAGGUCGACGAGGCCUGGAGGGUGAGAGAGGUGCGGUGGGAGCCAAAGGUGAUCCUGGUUUGACCGGAGACCGUGGACCUCCCGGACCAUCCAGACCCGUGAACGCAGGCUUCCUAAUGGUCAUCCACAGCCAGUCCAAAAUGCCUCCAUCUUGUCCCCAGGGGAUGCAAACCCUGUGGUUGGGAUACAGUCUCUUGUACCUGGAAGGCCAGGAGAAAGCGCACACUCAGGACCUCGGUCAGGCGGGCUCGUGCAUGCGCGUCUUCUCCACCAUGCCCUUCGCCUCAUGUAACAUGGGAACGUGCUCGUACGCCGGCCGCAACGACAAAUCCUAUUGGCUGUCGGCCACGGCCGCCGUGCCCGCCUUGCCCGUGGGCGGAGCCUCCAUCCGAGAGCACAUCAGCCGCUGCGCCGUUUGUGAGGCGCCCUCUGCCCCCGUGGCCCUACACAGCCAGUCGCCGGUGGGGCCGCCGUGCCCCUCUGACUGGGCAAGCCUGUGGACCGGCUUCUCCUUCCUCAUGCACACGGGCGCCGGCGACGAGGGCGGCGGUCAGUCGCUGACGUCGUCGGGAAGUUGCCUGCGGGACUUCCGGCCGCAGCCCUUCGUGGAGUGCCAGGGCCCCCGGGGGACGUGCCAUUACUUUGCCAACAUUUACAGUUUCUGGCUAACGGCGCCCGAUGCUGCCGACAGCCGCCAGCACGCCGCCAAGGUGGGACGCUGCAACGUCUGCAUCAAGGUGGCCCCGCCCUGAACGCCAAGCGCCCGCUUUUGCUCACCACAACUUCAAAUUAAAACAAAAUAUAUCUUUUGGA
Messenger RNA from Syngnathus acus (greater pipefish), 5354 nucleotides. RefSeq names its product collagen, type IV, alpha 4 (gene col4a4). The transcript has 47 exons. Gene Ontology annotation, molecular function: extracellular matrix structural constituent. Bases 353 to 5293 code for a protein of 1646 amino acids. Gene Ontology annotation, cellular component: collagen trimer. The record is from RefSeq and is a predicted model, not a curated record. NCBI's taxonomy places the organism in Eukaryota, Metazoa, Chordata, Actinopteri, Syngnathiformes, Syngnathidae.